Molecule: messenger RNA, 2177 nt
Organism: Nilaparvata lugens (brown planthopper)
Lineage: Eukaryota; Metazoa; Arthropoda; Insecta; Hemiptera; Delphacidae
Exons: 4
Coding region: 171-713 (180 amino acids)
Source: RefSeq, a predicted model, not a curated record
UGCUUUCCGGUGUCCUGCCUCACAACUAAACAGCUUCCCGGGCUUGGUCUUGAACUUAGAUUUUGUUCAACCUUGUAACGGUAGAGAACCGAAUCUAUUUCCGAAAAGUGUUAGUGCCUUGUGUGCUCAGGACUUCAUCGAUCGCGCUCAUACUUUCUUCCAAGUUCAAGAUGUUGUCUCGCUGGGGAUGGACAAUACUGGCAGUGUUCCUGAUUGUGAUGAGCGGAAUCGUAAAAGCUCACAUUCAUUUCAUCAGAGUGGCACUACUGGCCAUUCUCGGCUUGGCUGGACUCUACCUCAUUCACAAACUGGCCGGAGACUACAUGAAGAUCACUGGUGGGAGGGAACUGGGACAUGCACUUGGAUUGUGGAAGCGAUCUAUUCCUGAUCAAAUGGACUACUACGAAUUGGACAGGUCACUGGGAAGUGAACACCCUUUCGAAGCAAUAUUGGCUCAGGAUCCAGUUGGCUGUGCGAGGAAGCUGGUCUGUUCCAUUUCAACCAAGAAAGACUCGAAACUUGACAAGGAGGAAAGAACUAUUCUGUCAAUGAUCAGGUCGAGCAGUUUUCUUGGAAGCGACGAUGGACACAAGGAAUUCUUGAAAGCCAUCUACAUCGGUGUCAAGUCCAAGAAUCCAGCAACAUGCACUACAGCCUAUAACAAAUGCAUUUAUUCUUACGAACAACUAGUUCAGUUCAUGAAAUCAUUCUGAUUGGAAUUUCCCAGAACUAAAUAAUCUGUGUUAAGAAUAUUGUCUGGAAACUAUUGUUGUGCUGAUACUAGCAGAUAAUUAUUCUAAUAUGUCUGAAAUAUGUGACAGUUCACUAUGUGAUGCUAAAACAUUUAGGGCCGGCUUCCGAGCUCGGGAUUCACCUAAGUUCUAGCUAGACUAUGAAUAGCUGGAUUCAGAAAAUUGGCUUUCCAUGGGGCGUAGUCGCAAUCCACGUUUAAAUUAAAUUUCAAAAACUAGAAAAUUGAACACAAAAUAAAAUAAAGAGAAAAUAGUGUAAAGUUUCAGCUAUUUUAAACUAUUUAGGAAUGUUUGAUUUCGUCAAGGAAAUUCGUUUCAAAUUAUACAUAUAAGAAAAUAAGGACUAUUUUGCUGCGACUACGCCCGGUUUUGGAAAGCCAAUUUUCUGACUCCAGCUGUUUAAAGUCUAGAACUUAGCUAAAUCCCGAGAUCGGAAACCGACCCUUAUACUGGGGAACCAGUUCAGUGAGAUAAGUAGUGAUAGCAUAAUAAUAUGCAUCUUGAUACUAAGUUACCAUUUAUGAAUGUUACCGGUACCUUCAGUCUUGGCAAAAAGAAAAUUAUGUUCAUUCUAGGGAAAAAAUCUCCAAGGAGUAGAAGUAAGAACCCAAUUAGUAGAUGGAAAUGGAUUGUGUUAAGCCAAGGAAUAGAUAAGGAGUUUAUGAUGCAUGAAAAUGAUUGUGAGAUUAUUCCCGUUUCUGAGUAGGUAGUUGUGGAGGUGAGAUUGUGGUAGUUAUCCAUACUCAUUAAAUAGACUAGAUGUUGUUCAACCAUACAUUUAAUAACAUAAAUCUGUGAGAUCUUCAAUUCGUGUUUUGAAAAAACUUGCACACAUCAUUUACAUACCAGUGGAAUGAAAAUUCUCUGGAGAAAUUGUUAGUUUUAUGUUACGAAUAAUAAUCAAAUUAUUUGAAUUUUUUCAAAGAAUUUUCAUCAUUCAAAUGAAAUCCUCUCAAUAAUAAGUGUAUCUUUCAAAACAAAAAAUAUUGCAAAAAUACUUGAUAAAAAUAAUAGAGUCCCUGUACUUUCUUGGGACGAUUUUUGAAAUAGAUGUAUCGGUAUGACUAUACAUAGACUUAAAAUCGAACUUAUACUUAAGGUGGAAUUGUAAUUCAACUUCAUUGAUUCUCUUUUUCAAAGACAGAGAAUGACACAAAAACACUGAUAAUUCAAGGAGAUCACUAUUGAAAUAAUUCUAAUUAUAACCUUAGAAUUAUUCAGAGAUGAUUAGCAUAGUAUAGUAUGGGUAUAGCUCAACCAAAUAGUUACUUGGAUAUAUUAUAGGUUUAAGAUUGUAUUAUAGCUAUUUUUAGUAUUGUAAAUAAUAGAUUCUAUGUUCGUUUAGAUUUUUCUACCAAACUCUUUCAAGUCACUUGGAGAUGAAUCCUUCAUCUCCGUUUGUUGAAAUAAAUUUCGUUUUCUAUG